Messenger RNA from Linum trigynum, 1484 nucleotides. NCBI's taxonomy places the organism in Eukaryota, Viridiplantae, Streptophyta, Magnoliopsida, Malpighiales, Linaceae. The record is from the annotation of a GenBank genome assembly.
GGUAAUAUUCUCUUGACAGGCAGGAUCCUUUUCUAGCCAACCAAUUGAAGUUCUAGAACAUUUUCAUUUGAUGUGCGGAAAGUUGAGCGAUGUUAAGUCUGUCGCCAAUGCAGAAAUCAGUCCGCGGCAGAGUGGUUAUAUCAAGGUGUAGGCAAGGUAGGGAAAUAAGCCAAGACCAGGAGGCUGUGGAAGUUACAACUGUAAAUGAGAUGAAGUUAGCUGUCACUUUUAUGCCUGUUUUGCAGUUUGAGUUCUUGAAAGGAACUUAAUGUUGAUGCUGUUGAAAGCUUCUAGAGACUGACUUGAUGUGGGGAUAGUUGGGUUCGCUUAUGACAGACUACUCUUAGCCGUCCACUGAAUUCAAUUUGCAGAAUCUGAAUCUGGUGGCCAGUUUGAAGGCACAUAGUUUUUUCUUUACAGAGAUCGUAAAAUUUGAGUCCAUUGUAUGGAGGAGGUUUGAGGAACCGUGUGGGGAAGACGGAUCAAUUCUUUCCUUGAUGUUGAAAUGCAGCACUGACAGAUAAGUAUAUUCUUGAACUGCCUUCCCCUAUCUCAAGUCAAGAAUUUUGAGCAUGGCUUUUGAAUCAUUCCCUUUCAGCUCCUUGUGCAUGGUGCUUUGUUGUAAGCCACUAUUUAUAUCGAGUGGAGACCAUUCCCUAGAAUAUUUGUAUAUAUAUACACAGAGGCUGGGGAAGGCUGGUUAUGUAAAACAUCUAAUAUCACCUCUAGUUCUUCCAGCUUUAGUUGGACAACAAUUUCUGUCCUUUCAACAUGAACGCAAAACCACAUCACGAGGGAGAUCCAAAUGAAGUGGAUUUCACAGAGGCUGCAAGAUCAUCGUGGUUUAAACCUAGAGCAUUCAGCAUUGUAUGGGGAAAGGAUGGUCGCUACUGGAAUGUUCCCACGGAUGGUAGGCCAGCUGAGCUGUUGCAGGUGAGUUGGCUUGAAGUAAGCACCAUCACCUCAUUGAAAGACAGCAUACAGGCUGGGAAGAAGUAUGCAAUUUCCUUCAGGCUGCAGAUGAAGCAAGGGGCUUUUGGUUGGAAUGGCUGCUCCGUUUACUUGAUGGGUAAGAUAGGGCAGGCGGGGAAGUACACAGCUAAAAAGAUAAAGCUGUCAGAUCAACCAGAGAAUGAUAAAGAGUUCGAGACAGAGAAGCUGGAGGUCACUGUUCCAACUGAUGCUACUGAUAUGAAGCUGUACUUUGGGUUGUAUGAAGUCUGGACUGGAAGAUGGAAGGGUGGCCUGCUAAUCCAUGGUGCCAGAGUGGAACAAGUUACAGAGUAGGGAGUGAAAUCCCCGUUUGGUUUUUUGUGUUGUAUUUGUUUACGCUGUUCUUGUGGCCACUUGAAAAAUAAAACAGGGAAUGGGGAAACCAUUUUUAUGUUCCUGCUCCAUUUUCAACGACGUAUUAGCUUGCGAGUUCAUCAAUGGCGUUAAUCUAGAAAAUUGACAGACAUUUCCAUUAAACAAAAAACAGAGAG